GUCGUGGCGGAAGGAUGCAUGGCGGCCGCCCUGUGUUGUUCGGCGUGCUAGCGAGCGCCCUUUCUCAGUUUUUUUGUUGGGCUUGUGUUUCGUACCGGAUAACGUCGCUUCGUGGGCUUGCGCUCCUUCCAUGUUUUCUGUUUUGUUUUGCUUACGACAUCUGAAUGUGUACUCUCCCCGCUGGCGGACGCUCAUGUUUAGCUGCGUGCGAAUGGCAAAUGGCAGGACGACCACUCCGCGUAUUCGUCGCGUCGUGAAUGUCGUUUUGUGAAUUUCCUGAGUUUCUGCUGGCAUUGGCGGUGCAAGAAGCAAAUCGUGUUUUUUUUUGUCUUCAAUUCACUCAAUUGCUGCAGUUCUGGGUGUUAUUGUGAAUGAUCCGGGAACAUGGUACGUCUGACAGGACUGCUGUUGACUGCGAGGAGGUGCAAGGAAGUGAAAUGAACUCGUGCAAGUCUCUUACGACGGUGACAUAAAUUGGUGUUCCGCGCUCGAUUAAAUCCUUAGAAAAUUCCGCCAUACGGUAAUGGACCUCGUAGCGUAAAUCGGUGCAAUUGUGGUGUUCAGAUGUGCGGAAUUCAUCAAGGUAAACAUAGAUUUUAGGUGGUAACAGCUUCCCGGAAUGGCUGUCCACAGCGCUCGAUUGCAAGCGCCUGGUGCUGCGAUUUUCUAAAGGCUCCAUUAUUCGUUUUACGGAGCGUUGAUGUUUAAUCAGGAGAAUAACUGAUUAAAUUUACUGAUUAAAAAAAAUCAUUGAUUAGUUUGAAAAAUCAGCUAAAUAAAACAGCAAUAAUAGCUAAUCAUGAGACCUGAAUCGCCGGAACACUAUCUAAAAAGUGUCUUUAUUGUGUUUAACGAAGAACAAAAAGACAAAAUCGGAGUGUUUUAGGUAAAUCUUUCUGAAAUGCAUCGCGUUAAAUUUCGCCGGAAUGAAUCAAAGGAAAUUUCAAAACGUGAAAUAUUGAAGUAAAAUAUGUUGCAAUAUUUCCAUACUAUAAAAAUCGUAUUUCGUCUAUUACUAAAUAUUAUAAGCAAUGCGCGCAAAUAUAUAUACGUAAACAAAAAGUGCUGCAAAUGCAUGUGACUAAGUGAUAAUUUUCCCAAAGUUUUUUACUCUCUUCAUUUAAAAAUGGCAGAUAUUAAAUUCAUUGUUCUAAAGAUUAAUGGUAUCGAUAUAAGUGAAAUGCCUCAUAGUGAUGCAGUACAAAUGUUCCUAAAGGCUUCUGAGCCAAUGAACUUGGAAGUUCGACGUCCAAUAUCUGAUGAUCUCAAUAAAUUUCAUAUUUCUAAUGGAUACUUCUCGCCAUUUACGUGUGUAAUAUCACCAUCGUUGACACUGUCCCCUCCAUCAACUUCUCCACAACAACAGUAUUCUCCCAAAGUUGAUAAUUUUGAAAGUAAAAAUGAAAAUAAAUUACCAUUGGACGACGAAGCCGGCAAUGGGGGUGGAGAUGAUGUUGCCGAAGAUAUAGUUAAAGAUUCACCAACAUCUGGUACUGUGACUGGAUCACCAUCGUCCGGAUCGAUUGGCGAGAAGUCGUUUGUUUCAACUGGCAUACAGACUGAUACGAUUAUUGCGGAAUAUAUCUUUAGUGAUGCAUCGGUUGACGAUCAGUCUAAUGAGCAUAUUUUUGAGGAAGGUUUACCACCUGAAAUUGAUAUUGAGGAAGUAACAUUACAAAAGUCAGCUAGCCAUGAAAAGCUAGGAUUAACGGUGAGCUACAGCUCGGGAUCUGAUGACACCGAUACAUGUACAGAAGUUUAUAUUAGCGAUAUAAUACCAAAUAGCGUAGCUGCGCGAGAUGGGCGUUUACGGCAAGGUGAUCAAAUACUUCAAGUGAACGGUCGUGAUGUCUCUGGCAAAGAAGACACAGAAACGUUAAUUGCCGAGAACAAGAAUGCUGUCACGUUUCUGGUCAGCCGCUAUUUAUAUAUAGACGAUGAUCUUCACACUUCAUAUGACGACUAUGACAAUGAUAUCGCACAACAGACUUAUCAGAAUUGUUUGUCUCCGACAAAAGUUCGUAACAAUGGUUUCUCCAUAAUAGGGGACCUUCGUUCGUCAUCAGAACAAACAAAUUCAAAUACUUCUAGAUCAUCGUCCUCACAUAAAAGCAAUAUUGAAGCAACUGAAAUAGGAGGAGUUAACGCCAAGGAUAACAAAGCUAAAAUCGCAAUAGACCCAUUAGACCAUGUAAAUAUCGAAGCUCAUUUGGAAUCUGUGAAUCAAGAACUUGCUCAGUUAACAUCUCGAAUGGAGAACAGCAUGAUGCUUCAUAAUAGCAUAAGUGGCCACAGUUGGAAAUAUAACAAGGCGACGAGUAGUUCUGCAAUUAUGGCAUCUUCGUCUCUUCCAAAAGUAGGCCAAAAUUUAAAUAUAUAUCGUACUCCUAUUGAUAAUGUUGCGAAAUCCACGAGCUCUACGAUUGCCGACAACACACUCGAUACUAAGCCACCUAAAACAACUCCAACCGUGUCAACUCGAAAAUUAACAAAUCCUAGGUCUAAUUGCAAUAAAAAACCGAUCGAAUCUGACACUGAACAUAUUUAUGAAACUAUUCCCGAGGACAUUGAAUCAGAACCGUUUUAUUGUCUUCCUUACGAAGCGAUUGAACAAAAUCUAGUUGAACAAUGGCUAGAGAUGCAACACUGUCAACAACAGAUCUUACUGCGUCAACAGCAACUUAAUGAUGUUGAAACUCCUGCUAAAACGCCAGGUAUUCGUGGCGGCAGUAAAAAAGAUCGUAGUGGCUUACUUUUGCAACAAAUCAAAGCAAUCUCCAAUAAUAUGAGAUUUCAGCCGUCAAGUUCUUCGAAAACUAUGAAAAGCAAUUCAAGCGGCGAAGACCACGAGAAUAGUUCAAGUGCCUAUAAUACGGGCGGCUCCUGUAAUAGUAACAAUCAUUUAGCGCCUGAAAUGAACUCUAAUGAAGAAGGAGGGGGUGUUUGUGAUAAGACUGGAUAUCAAAGAGCAACUGCGGCCUUGCAUAUUCCGCCAGGAUCACAGCCAUCUGUACAACAACAAUGCCCCGAUGAUUGUGCAGGUACUUAUAUUCAGGAUAUAAACGAUAAUUGUGAGGAGUGUCAACGCCAGAAAAAGGAUAAAGUAUCUUCAAGUCCAAAACAUGAGCUGGCACAGCAGAAAUCACCUCAAAAGUUGCAACGUUUGUUAGCCUCUAAACAGCAGUGUCCCCUUGCCAUCCCAAUCAUUCACUCUGCAUUGCAACAACGAGUAGCAGAUCAGACACUUGCUAAGUCGCCCGAGAUAUCCGCUGAUACAAUGUAUACGAAUAUGGCGAAUCUAAAACGGACAAUGUUACUUCAACAAAAACUAUUUCGUCAGACCUUGAUUCGUCAAAACGCUGCUCUAGGACAAGCUUCACAUGCAUCAGUAGCUGAAGGUGCUAAAAUUUCGCCACCAACUGAUCGAUUACCGUUCAAUGCGCCAAAUCUUAGUCAAUAUCAUUUCGUCAGCAGCCAAGAAGUGAGUGCAAUUCAAACGAAGCAAACUACAUGCGAGGAGCCCCCAAUGGUUUGGAAGGUGAAACGGCGACAGGAUGGAACUCGGUACAUUGUUCGACGACCCGCUCGUAAUCGAAUACUCCGUGAACGUGCCAUACGCUUGACAACUGAACGUAACGAUCAGACAACGGAAGACGAUACAAUUUCUGAAAUUAAGACAGGUCGUUACUGGACUCGGGAAGAGCGAAAGAAACACAUUGAACGUGCUAAGGAACGUCGGCAACGGCAACAGCAACAACAAUUAUCAUUUAAUAGAUGUGAAAAUGCAGACAAUACACUACCAAGCGGUGCUCUUGCAACUGCAACAAUUGGUCGUAAGCAGCAAGGACGUAUUAUAGGUGGACAACAAUCUUUAAUUUCAACACCGGGAGCUACCAGCCAGAAUAGGUGUCCUACAUUAACAACAGUACAGACUUUAGAUUGCCCUAUUACGCAUAAGAAGAGUUUGAAAAAAAAGAAAAAAGAUGAAAACCCAACCACAGUCGUAGGAGAAAGUAAUAAUAAGAUGGUAGGUCUACUUUCCGUUACGACAGUUUAAUAUACAAAGCUCCAUUACACAAGCAAUCUAAGGACGAGUUGCUUGACAAAUAGGAAAAAGUGUAACGAUCGUAAAAUCGUCUAAGAUUUGUAACGUUUUCUUCCAGAUUCAGACUAGUAUUCCAUUCAGUCUUAACUACUCAAUUCCUUUCCAAACAUUUGUUCCGUCAAAAUCCGUUCCAACCGAACAAGUCUGAUUCACAUUCCUGGUGAAGCCCAAUUUCGAAAGUGGAUUGUUUAUAGUAAGCGAAUACUGAAUAAUUCUAUUUAGAGGGAAAUAUUAUUAAAUACAGAUGCCUAUUAAUGGUUGUCAGUGUCUUCCAAUUCCAGUUGAUAGGAGACUUGAGCCAAAUUUUAGAGCUCUACAUGUGCUGUCUUCCUUUUCCUAGUAAAGGUUUCGCUUAUGGUUACUUCCACAAUAGAAGUUGCUUAUCUAGGAAAUGGGAAAGUCCUUGUUCGGCCGUAUAAGCAUUAAACAUAUUAUAUAAAGUAAAUCAGAACUCUUCCUGUAUUAAAAAAGAUAAAAAAAAAGCUAUUCUCCUAUGUCGUUGCUAAUUCCCUUAACGUAGAAUUAGAAAUUAAAAUACUUAAUGUGUAGAUGCAUCUAUAUUCGCUGUUCUAUUACAAAUUGAUAUACGUAGUGUUUAUAUGACGAUAAGGAAAAUGAAACGGAAAAUAUUUACAACAUAAGUACUAAAGUAAAUUAGGUAUAGAAAGAACGGGAAGAAUAUAGAAUAUUGUGGUUAUUAUGUAAUUAUCUUGUUAUACAGGAUGUCAUAUACUAAAAAGGGAAAUUCCUGUAAUCUAAUAAUAUGCAA
Molecule: messenger RNA, 4874 nt
Organism: Hermetia illucens (black soldier fly)
Lineage: Eukaryota; Metazoa; Arthropoda; Insecta; Diptera; Stratiomyidae
Product: slo-interacting protein 1-like
Exons: 8
Coding region: 1127-4057 (976 amino acids)
Molecular function (GO): protein binding
Source: RefSeq, a predicted model, not a curated record